Molecule: messenger RNA, 2074 nt
Organism: Brachypodium distachyon (stiff brome)
Lineage: Eukaryota; Viridiplantae; Streptophyta; Magnoliopsida; Poales; Poaceae
Exons: 3
Coding region: 341-1627 (428 amino acids)
Source: RefSeq, a predicted model, not a curated record
CAGUUAGUUUUUGUAAUCAGAAGCAAGCCCUCUCCUCCUCUUCUUCCUCCUCCUCCCUCCCCUCGAGCGCACUCGGAUCUGGCUGCUCCUAGUCUCAGCAAUCACAAGCAAGUCCGAGAAAUUCCCCCAAGCUCCCAUGAUGCCUCUCACUGCUCUCCAUCUCUAACCAGAAAUUCCUCAAGGCGGCGGCUCUAGAUCUGUCCUGCAGCUGCCCGCCUCAGUCCCCACCACAGGCGCGUCGCCGUUCCCGAUCUUCAUCGUCGGGACACCGCGGCGCGCUCCUGCUGUUUCUCCGCCCCGUCCGGCGGUCUCUCCGGCCAUUGAGGGUUCGAGCUUCGAGAUGCAGAGUGGGGGUGAGAUGAGGCCCGUGCACAACAGCGUUGACACGGUGAACGCGGCUGCUGCCGCCAUUAUUUCGGCCGAGAGCCGCGCCCUGCCUACGGAUGAGCCGAGAAGGAAAUGGGCUGAUUGGUUGAGCGCGUACUUUUGCUUUGGAUCUCAAAAGAAUGGCCGGCGCAUCAGCCAUGCUGUCCUUGUCCCUGAACCUGCAUCUCAGAGAAUAGAUGCAACGGUGCCAGAAAUUCCAAAUCAUCAACCUCCUCCGGUAUUCCCCUUUGUUGCACCUCCAUCAUCUCCGGCUUCUUUCCUCCAAUCAGGAUCUGCAUCUAUUGUACAAUCACCGAUGGGUGCUCCAUCUUUUUCGCCACGUUCGCCAAAUUCUCCGUCACCCUCAGGGACUCCAUCCAUCUUUGCCACUGGGCCAUAUGCACAUGAGACACAAUUGGUCUCACCUCCAGUCUUCUCAGCCUUCACAACUGAACCUUCAACAGCUCCUUUCACCCCCCCACCAGAGUCUGUCCAUCUGACAACCCCUUCUUCCCCUGAGGUGCCAUAUGCAAAACUUCUGACUUCACUCAACAGCAGCAAGAAUGGUGAAAGGGGUGAACUUCACCCGUACCAUAUUUACCCUGAGAGUCCAAUAGGGCGUCUCAUAUCUCCAAGUUCAGUUUGCUCUGGCACUUCCUCCCCGUUCCCUGACCCUGAGUUGCAGACUUCCUCACAUUGCACUUUCCCCUCCUUCCCAGUUCGUGAGCCACCGAAGAUCCUGGAUGGCGAGGGCAUUGCUACACAGAAGUUGAUACCUCGUCAUAUGCGGAAUGGUGGCUCCCUUUUGGAUGGCCAUAUUACAGCAGCAGUACCUGUUGUAGACUUCUCUGCGCGACUUCAAAGCAAUGAUCAUGCUAUGGAUCACCGGGUUUCGUUUGAGUUGACAGUUGAAGAUGUUGCCCGCUGCUUGGAGAAGAAAACCGCAAUUUCUGGAGAUUCUGCUCAAUCAUCUUUUCACCUUUUACCCACCAGUAACGGUGAUCACUCCAGAGAAUCCAAUGAAACAAGAGCAGGGCUAUAUGUUGACGAAACAUACCAUGACCUGCCUGAGAAAGCACGGCGCUCCCUCUCCCUUCGACUGGCCAAAGAGUUCAAGUUCAACAACAUUGAUGGUGCUCAUGUGGAGGAGACGGGCGCGCUCGGCUCUGACUGGUGGGCAAACGACAAAGUUGCUGCAAUCACAACGGAGCCAAGAAAGAGCUGGUCCUUCCGCCCAAUGGCACAGCCAGGAGUCAGCUAACCGCUGCACUGACCAUCAUAACCUUAAAGAAAGAAAUCAGCCUUUUUCCUUCUUUUGCUCCUGCAACAGUGCUCGCAUUCCUCAUACAUCAUUUUAACUGCAGGAGAUACCAAACCUAUGGGAACUUCCAGGUUUAGUGGUAAAGUUGAAGUUAGAUAGUUAUUCAGUGUCCAGCUAAUCAUCUCGUAAGAUACCAAAGGUGAUGCAGAUUCUGGAACCUCUCUUUGUGUUGUUAUAAAAACAGCAAAUACUUUACCGGCGUAGCGUCUGUUGUAAUCGUCUUUAACCGACUUGAUGUUCCUGUACUGAUGCUGUUUAUGUACAUAAUAAACUAGCGAAAAGGGCAGAACUCUCUCCUUUCAGCAGCGUUGCCAGAUGGAGCAAUCAGUGACUUUGGAAGUACUAUUGUGAUAUUCAUCUCGGAUGAGCAAGUACCUAAUUGGUUUC